UAAAGCUCCGUAGAAAUGAUCUUCACUGCCAUCAAGCGGCUGCAGUCAGUACUUGACUGGACUGCUGAGAAGUGAUCAAAGGUAGGGGACACCUGCGGCCAACGCAGCCAAGCACAGCUCCUGUGAUGUCUAAGUGGCUGAAGGAUGGUGAGGUGCUUGAAAGUCUCGGGAGUGGCGAGGCAGUACCUGUAAGCCCACGACCUCAGGGGCUGUUGGCUGGGAGCCCCAGACCAGGCAGAGGUCGUAGCCCGCUGGGCUCACCCACCACUAGAAAGGAAGCGAGAGCAUCAAGUCCGCAGGCAGAGACCAUGAGCAAGGCGAAGGAGCUGUUUGUGCUCUGUGACAAAGAAGGGAAAGGCUUCAUCACAAAGCGGGACAUGCAGAGGCUGCAGAUGGAGUUGCCUCUGUCGCCCGAACAGCUGGAGACGGUGUUUGAGAGUCUGGACCGUGAGAGCAAUGGGUUCCUUACUCCGGUGGAGUUCAGCACAGGACUUGGUGAGCUGAUGGGGCAGUAUGACAUGACAGAGCAAAAUCAAGACUUUACACACAAGGAUGGAGACCAGGUGGACUGGUCUGAAGAUUCGGCCGCAAUUAGACUCACAAACAUACUCCAUGAGCUUGGCGCAAACAAACUAUUUGACAGUCAGCAGGAGCUCUGUUCUCUCUGGUGUGAACUUCAGAGAGAUCGCCCAGAUCUGCUGAGUCUCCUGGAAGGCAUCCUGCUCCAUGCCGUGACCCAUUUGCAAGACUCCAUGAGAGAGAGAGACAGUCUGGAACAAGCCCUGCUCAGACGUGAGAGUGAACAUAACCAAGUUGUUAGGUCCAUAUAUGAAGAAAUGGACAACCAAAUCCGUGAAGAACAAGACAAACGCCUUGCUCAGGAGAGCAUCAAACAAAAGAAGAGAGGCUUACAGGUUGAAGAGGAGUUGAAGAUGCGGGAUGAAGAAUUGGAGAUCAUGCUGAGCAGACAGAAAGAGCUGGACAACAGAAUGCAGCAGCUGAUCUAUGAGCAGGUAAACAUGAAGGAGAAGAACCAGCAGCUGCGCAGUCUCAACAAGCAGCUCCAGGAGCAGGCGGAGAGCAGCAGAGAGCAGCUGCAGGCCGCUUUGGGGCAGCUGGCCCAGCUGCAGCUCAGUGCCGCCAAGGAGCAAGUGGCCAGACAGCAAAAUGUGAUAAAAGUGUCAAGAAACAUGCAGAAAGAGAAGGAAAGUCUCUUGAGACAGCUGGAGUUGUUGAGGGAUAUGAAUAAAACCCUGCGAGACGAGAAAGAUGCCCAGCUGACAAAAAAGAGGAGUCCGAAUAUGGCACAGACUUUGCAGAAGAGAGGGUCAGUCAUAGGGCACUACUUUCUACAAGACAAGCCAUUGAAAAGACACGCAUGCUCAUGUGAUGGGUUGGACCAGGUCAAAGAGAAAAAAGCAAUUAAAUCAAACACAUCUCAGAGUUGCCAGCCAUCAUGUAGAGACAGUUGUGAGAAAGUUGGACAGAGCAGACUUGUGAGUCCUCAACAGGUGUUCAAGGUGGUAUUCUUGGGUAGCACAGGGGUGGGCAAGAGCUCCUUCAUCCAGCACUAUUCCACAGGACAUUUCUACAGUCCUAUGAGCGCUACUGCUGGUAUAGACUUCCAGAUGAAGACCAUCACUCUGGGCUCAACCUCCAUCACCCUCCAGUUAUGGGACACUGCAGGCCAAGAGAGGUUUCGCAGCAUCACAGAACAGUACUACCGCAAGGCCGAUGCCGUUUUGGUUGUGUAUGACAUCACUUGUGCAGCCUCCUUCACCGCUGUGAGAGGGUGGAUGGACUCAGUGGAAGAGAAGAUGUGCGAUGGUGCAGUGCUGAUGCUGCUUGGAAACAAGGUGGACCUGGCUGACACUCAGGAAAGUAGGAAAGUGAUAACAAGAGAUGGGGAGAAGUUAGCACAGCAGCACCAGGCUUUGUUUUACGAGUGCAGUGCCAAAACUGGAUACAAUAUAGAGGAGCUGAUGACUCACCUGGCUCAGAUUUUGGUUGCCCAGCUUGAUCGACAGUGUGAGCACACACUUUCCCUGGUACAGUGUGCUGCACGAAGAGGUUGCUGUGCAUGAUCACCAAAGGAAAAAUAUUUUGAAGGGCAUAAUUUGGUGGCCUUGCAGUUUGUUAGAUGGGACAGUUGUAAGUUGAGUUUGAGCUACAGGUUAAAAUGAGGUCCAGCAGUGAACACUUUCUUUCCAUGACUCGCACAUACGUGUUGUGUAUU
This is a messenger RNA of Doryrhamphus excisus (bluestripe pipefish), 2236 nucleotides long. Lineage: Eukaryota; Metazoa; Chordata; Actinopteri; Syngnathiformes; Syngnathidae. The record is from RefSeq and is a predicted model, not a curated record.